Molecule: messenger RNA, 2802 nt
Organism: Apus apus (common swift)
Lineage: Eukaryota; Metazoa; Chordata; Aves; Apodiformes; Apodidae
Product: leukotriene B4 receptor 1-like
Exons: 3
Coding region: 105-1115 (336 amino acids)
Biological process (GO): G protein-coupled receptor signaling pathway
Cellular component (GO): membrane
Molecular function (GO): G protein-coupled receptor activity
Source: RefSeq, a predicted model, not a curated record
CGCAUCAGUUAGAGAACUUUGAGAAGUUCAACACCUUCAGAAUAAAAGUGGAGUAGAAAGCACCAAGGACACUGGAAACUGAGAAGAACUGAAUAAUUUCCAGAAUGAGUCAAGCUGAGGACAGCAGUAACUACUCAACCUGGAAUAUUGUGAGGUCAGUAGUCUGCAUAAUACUGAGCCUCUCAUUUAUUAUUGGGACCCCUGGAAAUUGCAUUGUCAUCUGGACUGUCUGUAGAAAAAUGAAGCAAGUGUCUCCUUCAGUCCUGCUGAUCUUGAAUCUGGCCAUUGCAGAUGUCCUUGUACUGUUUACUUUGCCAAUUUGGAUUUACUCCUUUGCUGACUCAUGGGUUUUUGGAGUAAUCUUCUGCAAAAUCCUGGUUUUCAUUAUUUACUGCAGCAUGUAUGCUAGCAUAUUUCUAAUUACAGCACUGAGCUUGGAGCGGUUAAUGGCUGUGUUUUACCCUUUGACAAUUCAAAGAUACAAAACAAAAGAAAGAAUUUCUUUAGUCAUGUUCCUCAUUUGGUUCCUGUCUGUUGCUUUUGGCAUUUCUAUCAUUCCAUUUCAAGAGACAGAAGAAAUGAAUGGUGGACUACUAUGCACAUGUCGCAACUACUCUUCUAACAGGCAGAAAGUGUCAUAUCUUUUGCUGGAGACUCUUGCAGGCUUCAUAAUCCCUUUUUUAAUAAUCUGCACUUGUUACAUCUGUGUUGCAAGAAGAAUAAGCAGAAUGACUUACCAAUCUAAGCAGCGAUCGGAACGGCUCAUUGCCAGAAUUGUAGUGGCAUUCAUUUUAUGCUGGUUCCCUCAUCAUCUCUUUAACAUCCUGGAUAUUAUUUCAAUUCAAAUAGAACUCUCUAAUAAGGAAAUGUCUUUGGCACUGGAUGAUAUUAUAGACAGAGGAGUGUACAUCUCUGGAGCACUUGUAUUCAUCAGCAGUUGUAUUAAUCCUCUGCUUUAUGCUUUUGCUGCACGAAGAUUUCAGAAUCACCUGAGAUUUGCCAAAAUAUCAAAGCUGUUUGAGCAGAUGAGCCAGACUGUAACAGAGGAAGAGAAGAAAAAAAGCUCGGUUGUAAACAAACAAGAUGACACUUUAGUAAGCACCGAAAAUCUCUAACAAGGAACACAGGCAGUGAACAGUGGGAUUCUGGAUCAUUCCUUCAGCAGUUCUUUCUCCUCAUACUCAGUUUCAUUUACGCAGUUGUCCAGGUAAAACUAGAGACAGGUAAAAGUUGUUAGGGUUUGUUUUUGUGUGUUAGAAAAGAAUUGGCAUUGACAACCUAGUUCAGCUUGUAAGUUAGUAUCCACAUCAUUAGAUUAGUACUGUUUCACUGGUGCUGGGAACCUCAGCAAGGUGGCUAGAGCUCAAAGUAUAAAGCAUUUUUACUUUUCAUUACAAUUGUUUGUGAUUUCUUGAAAGUCUCUGUGCAGAAAACAGAAAAGCACUAUCAGGAGAAAACAGAAGUGUUGAAAGUUUAGAACUAUGUUUUCCUCUGGAAAAAAAGAUGCUCAAAAAUCCUUAUGUAAUCUAAGGUUUGAAGAGAACAUGCUCACAUUCCUGAUAUGAGUAAGACUGCUUUAUAAAUAUACUGAUGACACAAAACUUUUGGGUAGAUGGGAAAUAUGAAGUUAUUUUUAUUAAUUGCUUUAUUGAGGUUUAAAAGUAAUGCAGGUUGUUUUACAUGGUUGAGCACAUUUACUGAAUUAUCUUGUAUUAAUAUGUUUUAACAAGUAAUAUGUCAAGUGUGACAAGAGGUGUGAGAAUCCUCUGUCAUAUGACCAACAUGGUUACAGACUUCAUGCCAUAUUUGAUGUCAAAUACAUUGCAUAUUUCAAGGGCAAUUAAACUAUUGAUAUAUUAAAUAAACACGAGUAUCCUCAAAAAGUUUGAUCCAGUUAAGCUUCCAAGAUGCCUACUAAAUUAUGGAGGAAUUGAAUCAGGAUCUGGUAGGAGAGGAGAGUUCCUUGAUACUGUUUUUUAUGUGUAAGAAAGUUAUGGUAGCAAAGUGUCUAAUAUCAUAAGAACUUCACCAUGCAAAUAAAAGCAUUAUUUUUUGCUUUUGUAGCAUAGAGUGGACUUUGCCUUAAGGAACUGCUAAAUUUAGCACUUGCAAAGACCUUAUUUUAGUUUUGUGAAUGUGUGCAAGCUCACUGUGAAAAAACUGCAUGCAUCAAGUAUUUGCUUUCAAAGUUGUUUUCAUUUCAGUUGUGCCUAACAUUUUUUUAAUGCUCAUUCUUGCUUAUUUUUAAGUCAAUGAUUUGUAGUAAGAUCAAGAUAACAGAUUGCUAAGAAAUAGGUUUUAAUUUCCUGCACAUUGUUCUGGACAGCUGCUAAAUAGCUGUUACUAAUCUUUACAAAGAAAUUGCACAUACUUAAAUAUAAGUGGAUUUUCUAAAUCUAAUUAUGUAACAACCAAGGAUGUUCAAGUUGUAUUAAUUUAGCUUGUAAACUGAAAUAAACAUAGGGAAGUAAUCCUUAACUGUUAAUGGGAGAAUAUUUCUCUAAACUUUGCAUAUGUAUUUGUUAUUCCUGCUUGUUAUGAAAAGUAUUUUGUUGUUUUUUUCUUCUCAAUAGGAAAAAAGUCCACACCAUAAAGGGCUUUCCAUCAAUAGGACUUCCUCACUGAAAUUAAAGCAAAUAAAACUUUGGCAAGACCUUGUUUGCAGCAAAGAAUGACUGAAUUUUUCCCUUGGGAUAUGCAGUGAAAAUUGAAGUAUCUCUUUGGUCCACUGUUUUGAUCUCCUGAAAACGUGUCUCAAAGUAAUAAGAAACCUUCAUCCUUUUGUUAAUGGGAUCAUAAGCU